Opisthocomus hoazin is the source of this 177-nucleotide messenger RNA. The record is from RefSeq and is a predicted model, not a curated record. NCBI's taxonomy places the organism in Eukaryota, Metazoa, Chordata, Aves, Opisthocomiformes, Opisthocomidae.
AUGGUGAAUUUUGCCCAAGCUGUGCGUGAUCAUUGGGUUCACAUCCUUGUUCCCUUAGGAUUUGUGAUUGGAUGCUAUUUGGACAGAAGGAAUGAUGAAAAACUGUCUGCCUUCAGAAACAAGAGCUUGUUGUAUAGAAGAGAGUUGAAGCCUGGUGAAGAAGUUACCUGGAAAUAA